Messenger RNA from Hippopotamus amphibius kiboko, 2966 nucleotides. It is a transcript of the gene ERI3, whose product is annotated as ERI1 exoribonuclease family member 3. The transcript is spliced from 9 exons. Gene Ontology annotation, molecular function: nucleic acid binding; 3'-5'-RNA exonuclease activity. NCBI's taxonomy places the organism in Eukaryota, Metazoa, Chordata, Mammalia, Artiodactyla, Hippopotamidae. The record is from RefSeq and is a predicted model, not a curated record. Gene Ontology annotation, biological process: exonucleolytic trimming to generate mature 3'-end of 5.8S rRNA from tricistronic rRNA transcript (SSU-rRNA, 5.8S rRNA, LSU-rRNA). The coding region runs from base 1737 to 2516 and encodes 259 amino acids.
CCUCUCCCGCUGCUGACGGGGGGCGGGGGCGGCCCUGGGAAGGAGGGCUGGUCUCCUGGCCCCCUGCUCCUCCCCUUACAAUCCCCUGGACUUGGAUGGGCCCGAGUUGGGGGCAACACCCCGGGGUGGGUGAUGUGGCGAGGCCCCCCAGAUUGGGCCCUGGUAAUGCAUGCGGGGUGAGGGUCGCCGCGCGCAGUUUGUGCAGCCUGGGGUGCUGGCCCAUGUGCUCACCCUGGAUGCAUGGUCUACUGAGAAACGGUCUGGCGGAGAGGGAGAGAGAGGGGUAGGGUUUUGCAAGAUAGGCUGGGUGAGGUGAUUAAGCAUGCUGACUUCUUACCUGGGAUUACUUAGGAGGAGGAAGAGAGGUUUGACCAAAGAGGAUAGAAAACUAGCAAGGAGAUGGUGGAUAGAACAUUCCCUUUAUCCCCUCCCCAACACACACACAAGGUUAGCAGUUUACUUCUUUGUAAAUCUGUAUUGGUGGUAGUAGUUAUGGUGGAAGGAUUGAAUGAGGGGCCUAACUUGGCUAGCUUUCUGUUUGCUUUUCUUGCAAAUGCUCCAGCAACAGGUGUUUUCUUAAAAAGGUACGAACUUAGAUCAGGGCUUGACUGCGAGUUCUUGGAAAAUAUAACUGCUCCUUGUUGACUUGGAAGAUGCUGAACGUGACUCCUCAUUGAGGGUUUGGAUUGUGUCCCUAGGGCUGGAUUUUGCAAACUGAUAUUACCCAUCAUUGCCUUUGCUAUAGGUCUCUGGCCACUUCUCUGGUAUUAGUUCUUGUCAGACAUUUUAUCAGUCUCCCAGCUGAAGGGCAAAAAAACCAGGAAUCCCAUUGGCUAAAGACUGUACACUAUUUGAACUAUAGUAGGUUGUGAUUGGCUGAAUGAUUUUUGAUUGUAGCGUUUCUACCAGAAAUUGGCUUCAUCAAAUUCUGCUUUAUUCUGACUUUAUCAAACACAGCAUGCCUUGUUUUGGUGGGUUCAUGCCUGGAGCUUAAGUAUAUUAUGCCUGAAUUCCCUACCAUUUAAAAGUCAAUUUAUAAACAGGGACUUGGAGUGUGACUCCACUAAUGUGUGUGUCUGUGAUCUUGGUUAGAAACCCACUUGGCUGCCUUUCCUCAGAGAGGUGGGGGUUGGGAGAGGUAGCUGCCGGGAAGUGAUUGAUAAGGUUUCCUUUAUGGAUUCUGUGGUGCUUCAGUGGAGCUCAGAGCACUUUGGCAACUUAAGCACUCCAAAUUAAAAGCUCAUUAACAAUUCCUGCCCAAAGAUCCUGUAAAUAAUCGGCUAGCUAGGUCACAGAGCUUGGCUGAGAGCUCUCCUUGCAACUUGAAAUUUCCAAAUAAAAAUGCUUUUAUUUCCUUUCAUUUUGAAAAGUGUUUUCUUUGUGGUGGGGUAGGUUGGCAAGUGGCAUUUUUCCAGGGGAUCUGAGUAGAAUAAAGUGUUAAAUGUGUAGAGUGGUAGACAGGAAUAGAUUGGUUCCAAACCUAGGUGUUUCUUUGUGCGAGGGCGUUGCUAGUUUACAAGGGCACCUCUGCAACUUCUAGUCCUUUGGAAAAUCUGAUUAGUAAAAGGUGUAAGAUUUAUGUGAUCUGAAGAGAAACCGGAGUAUGGAAGAGCUGAAUUAAGUGAUAACUAUGAUAGCAUUGGGGCUUUCCAGCUCUCACAGAACCUUCAGCAUCCCCAGCGGCCAGUCUUGGCAUCUUCGAAGUAAGGAGAGUUUUAGAUGCUUCUGGAUGUUCAAUGCUAGCACCUUUACAGACUGGAGCAGCUCGAUUUUCUUCAUAUUUACUUUCAAGAGCAAGAAAAGUGCUGGGCUCCCACUUAUUUUCUCCCUGUGGUGUUCCGGAGUUCUGCUCCAUAUCCACCAGAAAGCUGGCGGCCCACAGCUUUGGCGCAUCCAUGGCGGCAAUGAUGUCCUUCCCUCCCCAGAGGUAUCACUACUUUUUAGUGCUGGACUUUGAGGCCACGUGUGACAAGCCACAGAUUCAUCCUCAGGAAAUCAUCGAGUUCCCUAUCCUGAAGCUAAAUGGCCGGACCAUGGAGAUUGAGUCUACCUUUCACAUGUAUGUCCAGCCCGUAGUCCAUCCACAGCUUACUCCCUUCUGUACAGAGCUCACUGGGAUUAUUCAAGCCAUGGUGGAUGGUCAGCCAAGCCUGCAGCAAGUGCUGGAGAGGGUCGAUGAGUGGAUGGCGAAGGAAGGCCUCUUAGAUCCAAACGUCAAGUCAAUUUUUGUCACCUGUGGAGACUGGGACUUAAAAGUCAUGCUCCCGGGCCAGUGCCAGUACUUGGGCUUGCCAGUGGCAGAUUACUUCAAGCAGUGGAUUAAUCUGAAAAAGGCUUACAGCUUCGCCAUGGGCUGCUGGCCCAAGAAUGGACUUCUAGACAUGAACAAGGGCCUCAGCCUGCAACACAUAGGCCGGCCCCACAGCGGCAUUGAUGACUGCAAGAACAUUGCCAACAUCAUGAAGACACUCGCAUAUCGAGGCUUCAUCUUCAAGCAAACAUCAAAGCCGUUCUGACUGGCCGAGGAUGGGAUGGGGCAGGACAGGGUCGCUGCUUGGCCCAGCCCAAAACCCUUCUCUCCCUCACCAGAGGGGCCAAGGGAGAGUGGUACAGCUCUAGGUCCAGAGUGUCCCCCAGCCCGCCCUAUGGGCUUGUGCCCUGGGUAGGGCUUGGCCACUUGGCCCCUCUGGAACAGACACGUUGUGCCCCUCCCGCCCCCCCCCCCCCCCCCCCGACCUCAGCCCAGUAGCAGCCUCUCCCAUUGUGGGCCUGGGCUGGGGGACCUCCUCCUCAGCGUCUCCUCCCAGCACACAGGCUUCUGCUGGGGCCACCGAGCCCCCUGUGCCCCCUCCUUUCUGUAGUGCAUGGUGUGUGGUGCCCCCAGGGCUCCAGGACAGAUCAGGCCCCACCUCGUGUCCACCCCCAUCCCCGCUGUGAACGUGCCACUGAAUAAAGUCGGGGGAAUG